AUGGGAUACUCUGAGGCAUAUUGCCAUCUCUGUGGCGUCAGCUUCAACAUCGCUCGUCGCCGCAAACCGGGGGAACCAGACCUCGCGAGCUGGGACUACGCAGGCGGCCAAGAUGACUACCCACCUGUCGAUGAGGUCGAAGACCUGUUGGAAUGUGCAAAGAAAGGCUGCUGUAUAGCUGUCAAACAGCCAAGAGACGAACCUGAGAACGAUUUGGCUGAAGAUCUCGACUAUGUGCCGCAGAAAGAUACCGAGGACGAGCUGGAGUAUGACUCUGAGCAUGAUUCAUCCGAUGUCAUGAGCCUUGAUGAUGAACAAGAAGAUGACGAUGGUGACGAGAAUAUGGAUGACGCAGAUUCGUAUCAAGACUUCCUGGCGCGAACAGUGAUUCCGCAGAAAUUCCGUGGGGAGCCUGUUGGAAACCUCGCCUACUCAAAUAACAGGAAUGAAAUCAUUCUUUCGAUCACAUCGGAUGAUGUUCCAGAGGGCUACGAUACUACAGAAUUGGAGCAUAUCCCGGGCCCAACCUGCGAAGAGGCUAGAGCCUACUCAGGCCAUGCGAUUUCACUUGAAGAGAUGCGAGGCUGUCGCACCGCCCAAUUCUUAGUCCACAAAGAUACUUCCUCCGAGCCCUGGCAUCCUGAUGGUCUCCAUGAGACCUGGGAAUUAUCCGAGAGUUAUUUCCUCUCCGGUCUAUGCGACGGUAUGGCCUCGCGUGACUGCAGCGACCAACAUGUCUCACCCAUGCGAGGGGGUUACGGUAUCGUUCGUGCUGACAAUAUCAACUUCGAUCCCGAAUGGACUCCCGCAAACGAUAUCGCAAUGCCUUUUCAUCCGUGGUGUUUUGACAUCUUUUCUCGACAGUCAAAAGCAAAGUUUGGCAAGGUCAAUGUUUCCGGACUGAUGAGAUGGCGGAAUUCUGCUUUUGAUUACGAUGACUUUCACAAUUUUCCACGCGAUGGAGAUGUCUAUGAAGCUCGAGAACAGUCUUGGCGUCAUUAUCCUGGAAAGGAAUAUUUAGCUGCCAACCCUCUUUACGUGCCUGAUCUGCCGGCUUUUCUGAUGGAUUUCGACGGUGAGAAGACGGAAAAGGUUGAAUAUGGAAUUCAAUCUGUCCAGGAUACAGAGUAUAGCCCGUCUCCAUCGCAAUCUUGUGGAAGCGACAUCCUAGCCUCCUUGCCCUUGGAUAUCCGUCUACUUCUGGUCGACUAUCUUGAAUCCGUUGAUAUAACUAGCCUUCGGAUGGCUUCCAAAGCAUUUACGAAACUUCCUAAUGGUAUAUGGUACAGGCUCGUGCGCAUGAAAAUGCCCUGGCUCUGGGAAGCUUGGGGAGGGUCUUCGCAUAUUCCUUCUCCAUGGACAACGAUGACGGCUAACGAGGUCAAAGUGCUGUACCAUGAACGGAGGCGCUAUUCUGACCUCUUGGGUGGUGAGUAUACGCCAGUAGAAGGGAUCACAGAUUUCCUCCUUCCAUUACCAAGUACGGUACCUGAUCAAGUGAAGUUGUCCCGGGAAAAGACGGAUUGGCACCGGCUUUAUACUGAAAUCAAGCGCAAUUGGCCCAAACUAAAGGGUCUGCGCAAUCGAAAGCGCAUCUGGGAGGAUGUUGCGGAUAUCAUCCAGCGCAUUGAGGAAAGUGAAGGGAGGCAAUGA
Messenger RNA from Penicillium maclennaniae, 1653 nucleotides. RefSeq lists its product as uncharacterized. Bases 1 to 1653 code for a protein of 550 amino acids. The record is from RefSeq and is a predicted model, not a curated record. Lineage: Eukaryota; Fungi; Ascomycota; Eurotiomycetes; Eurotiales; Aspergillaceae. The transcript has 4 exons. Gene Ontology annotation, molecular function: protein binding.